This is a messenger RNA of Penicillium atrosanguineum, 675 nucleotides long. RefSeq lists its product as uncharacterized. NCBI's taxonomy places the organism in Eukaryota, Fungi, Ascomycota, Eurotiomycetes, Eurotiales, Aspergillaceae. The transcript has a single exon. Bases 1 to 675 code for a protein of 224 amino acids. The record is from RefSeq and is a predicted model, not a curated record.
AUGUCUUCAGCUUCGUCCCGUGCUGGGUCAAUCACAUCGGCUCACGUCGAUAUGGACGAACAGGGUCCGUCAUGCCUAUACCACAUCUACAGGAGGCCCUUCCAUCGGCGCUAUGAGUUCAAAUCUCCAGACGACCAAACCGUAUACUACGGAGACGUCUCCUUGUGGACCUUCAAAAGGCCCGACAUUAUUCUACAUGCAGGGGACAGCGACAAAGGCCCCGUGGUGGCCGUCAGCAAGUUCCUCAAAUUCUCCGGCGACUACAAGUUGUGUCUCGGCAACCCUGACGAUGUGAACGCUCAGUGGGAGGACAUGACGAAGGAGUCCGCUCUGCAUUCGAGACAUCGGUUUGAGAUGACCGUGCCGAGCCAGACGGGGGACCCCAAUAUCGAAAGGCGCUCUUUUCUCUGGAAACGAACUCGCCAUGUCAAGGUGGAUGACUCGACUUCAUCCAUCUGGGGACUUCGAAAUUUUAAGCUGGUUGAUGAGCGAACGGAUCAACUUAUGGCCGUCUUCACCGAUGAGAAAUCCAUAUCCAAAUGCGGAAAGCUUCAGAUCAAGGCAGAAUACGGGGGAAGCUUUGAUAUAAUGGUCUUGAUCUCAUGUGUGAGUCUAUAUGAGAGGGCAAGACGCCGCAAUAGAUCAGCAAGUGGAGGUGGUGGGGGAGGAGGUUGA